Molecule: messenger RNA, 1958 nt
Organism: Dimorphilus gyrociliatus
Lineage: Eukaryota; Metazoa; Annelida; Polychaeta; Dinophilidae
Source: the annotation of a GenBank genome assembly
AGUUUCGGAGGGAUCUCGUAAUUCGUUCAAGUAAGAAAACAGUGCCGGCCCUGUAAAGUGUUGUAACCUUCAUAUCGGAUUUUCAGUAAUCUAGCCAGCUUUGAAGCGGUAUAAAAUUCCCGAGUAAAUUUUAAUUAUAUUAAAGGAAGAUGACUGAAAUUCGAGCAAUCCCACUGGGAGCAGGGCAGGAUGUAGGUAGAUCAUGCAUCCUAAUCGAAAUUGGGGGAAAAAAUAUCAUGCUUGAUUGCGGCAUGCAUAUGGGCUAUAACGAUGAUCGCCGAUUUCCAGAUUUUUCGUUUAUUCGAAAAUCUGGCGAUCUAACUCCUUAUUUAGAUUGCGUUAUUAUCAGUCACUUUCACCUCGAUCAUUGCGGUGCUUUACCCUACAUGACUGAAAUGGUCGGGUACAACGGACCUAUUUAUAUGACUCAUCCAACCAAAGCCGUCUGUCCUAUUCUUCUUGAAGACUACAGAAAGCUAACAGUGGAAAAAAAGGGCGAACAAAACUUUUUUACAUCUGAAAUGAUAAAAAAGUGUAUGUCGAAAUGCGUCGCCGUUAAUCUUCAUCAGACGAUUCAGGUAGAUAGUGAACUAAGAAUAAAACCCUAUUACGCCGGUCACGUUCUGGGUGCUGCAAUGUUCCAUGUUGAAGUGAAAAAUCAAUCGCUCGUCUACACGGGCGAUUAUAAUAUGACGCCGGAUAGACAUUUGGGAGCCGCCAGUAUCGAUAAAUGCCGUCCGGAUUUACUUAUUACUGAGUCGACUUAUGCUACAACUAUUCGAGAUUCUAAACGAUGUAGGGAAAGGGAUUUUCUCCAAAAGGUCCACGAAUGCGUGGAGAGAGACGGAAAAGUUCUAAUUCCAGUUUUUGCGCUUGGAAGAGCUCAGGAGUUAUGCAUAUUACUUGAAACUUAUUGGGAGAGAAUGAAUUUAAAAGUUCCUAUAUAUUUUGCGGUUGGUCUCACGGAAAAAGCCAAUAACUAUUAUAAAAUGUUUAUAACUUGGACUAAUCAAAAGAUUAAGCAGACAUUUCUCGAAAGGAAUAUGUUCGAAUUCAAACAUAUCCGUGCUUUUGAUCGAAGUUUUAUAGAAAAUCCUGGAUCUAUGGUGGUGCUAGCUACGCCUGGUAUGUUACAUAGUGGAUUGUCGUUACAAAUCUUUAAAAAAUGGGCCCCUUUCGAAAAGAAUAUGGUCAUUAUGCCUGGAUACUGUGUCCAAGGUACUGUUGGAUUUAAAAUAUUGAGUGGUCAGAGAAAAUUAGAUAUAGACGGCCAUCCUUUAGAAGUAAAAAUGUCGGUUCAAUAUAUGUCCUUCAGUGCGCACGCCGAUGCCAAAGGUAUAAUGCAACUAAUUGGGAUGUGCGAGCCAAAAAACGUUAUGCUAGUUCACGGAGAGGGUGGAAAAAUGCAGUUUCUCAAAGCCAAGAUCGAAAGAGAAUAUGGUACGUCUUGUUAUAUGCCAGCCAAUGGGGAGAUGGCAAUUAUCGACACAAAGACUAAUAUGGAAGCUAAUAUUUCUAUACCUCUUUUGAAACGAACAUUGGCUGUUGGAAAUACAAAAAAUGACAUUCCUGAACCUAAAAAAUGCAGGACAUUACAUGCAGCUGUCGUAAUGAAUAAUAAUAAAUUAACUAUUGUGGACACUGACGAAACGGUGAAUAAUGUAUUAAAUAAAAAUCUCCAUCAUAUUCAGUAUUCUACCUGCCUGCCUAUCCCAGCGAAAGAAAGUGCAAAAAGCCUGUUUGAUUUAUUAACGGACGUGCUACAAGAUGUAGUUGUUACCCACUCUGCUGACGGUACAAUAAGCGUCGACGAUGUUGACAUUCAUAUAGAGCAAGAGGAUGAAAGUUGUAAAAAAGCAAUGAUCAGUUGGCAACACGAAGAUGAACAAUUAGGUAGUUUUGUAUGUAAACUUAUUAAACAACACUGCAAAAGCAUAACAAAUGAGGAAGAAAACUAA